AUGCCCUACGCCAUUUCCAAAUUGGGGCUGGUCCAUGGCUUUGUUUGGAUGCUAAUUUGCACACUGAUUGUGAUGUUUUCGCUGCAUUGUUUAUCCAUUACCGCCUGUUCGCUUUCAGGCCGCCAAACAAGUUAUUUUUCGGCGGCAACAAAAUAUGCCCCAAGGCUCCGUUUGUCUGUUGAUUUGUCGAUCAUCAUCCAAGGCUGGGGUGUAUGUCUGUCAUACCUGAUUCUUGUUGGGAAUUCGAUCCCUUCGCUGUAUUUGUUUGUGUAUUCUUUGUUUUACGAGGCUUACGACGAUAUGCUGUUUUUUGGAUUUGAGCCCAGACAAUUUAGCAUCGUCGCAACGAUGCUUUUCGUUCUAUUCCCAUUGUGCUGUCUUAAAACCUUGCGCGCCCUCAAGUUCAUGUCAAUACUGGCAAUCAUGUGCGUCGUCUACAUCCUGCUGAUGAUACUUGCUUAUUUUGCCCUGUUUCUGCUUUAUUCUGACGAAUCGAUUUUCCAACUGUUCCGGCUCAACGUUGUCGACAGACUGCCGAUUUCGCUUUGGAAAUGGUCGUUUGAAGGCAUUCUAAGAUCGAUUCCGAUAUUUAUUUUUGGCUUCACUUGCCACCACAACUUGUUCAAUAUUUUUAACGAGCUAAAGCAGCCAAGAUCCAUCGGCAAGCUGAACAAAAUAUCCGUCGUCAGCAUUGCCAGUGUUGGGAUGAUUUAUUUUUUGAUAGCAGCAGCCGGGUAUGUUACUUUGGGGGACGGGGUUGAUAGCAAAUUAUUUGAUUCCUACGAAUAUGGGGACGUCGAAAACCACUUGAUUUCCGAGUUUUCAAUCAUUCUUGACCAAUUUGAUCCUCUUCGCGUUUCCUUAUUCAUGGGGCGCCUGUGUCUUUUGCUAAUCGUCAUCUCGGCCUUCCCCAUUCAAUUUUAUCCGAUAAAAAUCUCGAUUCAUAAUUUAUGGACAUAUUUUAUGCACGAUGCCGACGCUCCCUCUGAGUCACGACUUUUGGCCCCAUUGUCGGAUCUCGAUAUGAGCUCUCCAGUCUUAAGUCCACUCAUCGGAGAUCAACAUCCAAAAAGAGGAAUGCGGUCGGACAGGUUCCACUAUUGCGUCACGUCCAUUUAUUGCCUCAUCUGCUUGAUACUUGCUCUUUUUGUGACCGAAUUUGGCGCUGUGCUAUCGCUCGUUGGCGCCACCGGUGACAAUUACAUUGCACUGUUUUUUGGUCCAUACAUUUAUUUGCUCAUUUCAAAAGGAAAUCCGCCCACAUCAAGGUCUUACUGGAAAGAGGCUUGCUCUUAUUUUUUGAUUUGUUUUUCUAUCCUUCUGGGGAUGAUGGUUUUAGCUAUUUUAUAA
Messenger RNA from Mitosporidium daphniae, 1350 nucleotides. Its product is annotated as vacuolar amino acid transporter 6. NCBI's taxonomy places the organism in Eukaryota, Fungi, Microsporidia. The transcript has a single exon. Gene Ontology annotation, biological process: amino acid transmembrane transport. The record is from RefSeq and is a predicted model, not a curated record. Bases 1 to 1350 code for a protein of 449 amino acids. Gene Ontology annotation, molecular function: amino acid transmembrane transporter activity.